CCUCUCCAGUUCCAGUACUUCUAACUGUCUCAGAGGCGACUCUGAUUGCUCCGGUCGUUUCAUUCAGUACCUUUGCGUCCAUGUGUCAGUGUCCCGCCGGACAUGCACAAGGACCGACAACACAGAUGGCAACCGCGUCAACUGAGGUCGUUCAGUGCACGGAACCCUUGAAGGAGGAGGAUUCGUGGAAUAGCAGCUGCGAUUCGGAAGCACAGAAACAGAUGCUUGGGAUAGAGGAGGCGAUCAGACAAAAAAUACGGGAACAUGCCCGGAUCAGUUUUCUCUCGCGCUCCUCCACUCCGGGGAAGCAGUCCUCAUCGGCGGUCGCGCAGUCAGUCGAGCGAAGAACUGAGCGAAGUAUAAGUCGCACUGCCUCAUCAGAUGAGUCGUGCUUUGACCCUCCGAGCGAACCAAAGCAAAAACCCACUUCUACAACACACAAACCGAAUGCUUUCUAUUCACAGGCCACCUCGGUUGCCGAGCUCAUAGGAGCUAACCCAUCCAAAGAUAAUGAAAAUCUCCAAUCAUCAGAUAAUUGGGACAGUGACACGACCAAAUCGUCAUCUAUCAGAAGUGGACGACUUAAUAACCAUUCUCAACCCACCGGUGAUAAUGGUCAGUUUAACGAAGAAAACUUUGCUUAUGAACAUCGAAAUAAGCAACCUUACCAGUAUGCAAAAAACAACUACCGACUUAAGCUCAAUCUUUCGAAUUGCCGCAGCGACGCAUCAGAAGAGAAGGACAUAAAUGAAUACAAACCGAAUUUCUCCAACGAACAAAAUCUCGAAACAACUGAACUUGAAAUUGACGACCGCGUUGAACGCGGAUGUCCAAUGUUUGAACGGAAGGUUGAGGAGCAGUUUGUUAGCGUUCAACCAACUGACACCGAUUCCUCAAAAGCUGUCAGUUUAAAACUGGAACCGAUCAUGGAAAACUGUCUUGCCGACAGGAAUCAAGUGACCGAGGUAUCAGCCCGCGUCUGCCCAAUCAGUGACCAGCCAAGUAAUGGUUUGCAACCAGCGGUCUCUUAUGAGGAUGCCAGUGAUCAUCUGAAAGCUUCUCCCACUGAAGACGAGAUGGACGACUUAGAAACUCUUGCAAGCAUUGAGAAGCUGGGUGAAGAGCUUAAUGAUAAAAGUGAAUUGCCAUGUACCAGGUGUACCUCCCCAACACGUGACGCGAUUCUCGACCACCAGGCCCCAACUAAACUUGUCGAGGUUGCUCAUUCCAACAUCCAAAAUAAUGCCUUCGGAUUCCAUGGAUCACCUGUGACAGACCAAACUAGCUCAGCGAACGUGGAAAGUUCUACACCGGAUAAAAAUUUGGUGUUCUCAAAACAAGUCAAACAAGAAGACGAGGCCCUUUAUAAAUCAUCUGACAAUCAGGCUGAAUCGACUGCAAUUAACCAGUUGUCUGAAGAAGAGCACCUUAACGGAAUACGCUACCGAUGUACUGUGAUCGGAGACACAUCAGAAGACGAUAUCUCUUCCGACAGGCAGUCAUCUGUUUCUAAUGUGCGCGGUUGUAUUGGAGCGGAGCUGAGGGUUACUAACGACACUAGCCAGAAAAUUUCUCCUGUGUGUGAAAAGACUACCUCACGUCUGCAAGAAACAUGUUCAGAUGUGGAUCCACAAUGUGCGCACGUGGGUACGAUUCAAGCGAGCGUCGGACCCUCGCCAGACGCCGAAGUUCCUUGUUUCUCUGUGGAGAAUGCGGAACAUGAAAUUCCGGAUAACGAAAUGCUAAUGGCUAUGCUGCAAAACUCGAAAUCGGAUGAUUCUGUAGCAGCACGCCGGUUAUGUCAGCAAAACGGUGUACUUCUAGCUGAAGACGCUAAUGCGACCUGUACUCUACCUUCGGCGAAAGAGCCGGAUAAAUCGGCCGUCGCCGGCAACAGAAAGAUGAAGGCACAACACUCAAACUUGAUGAUGGUUCUGCGAAUACUAGAAAGCCAAUGUCAGUCUCAGGAAGAAUUGCAGGCGGCUAGAAGUGCUGCUGAAGCCAAGAUUCAGAACAUGAUUCUACAACUAACAAAAGUCGGUACCAUUGGUCUGGAUACAGGUGACGGGAGUGAUGGACUAGACAGCUUGCCACUUGCAGGACUGGAAUCCCAAUUAUUGGAAUUAAAAUACAAGUACGAAGAUCAGCUCGAUCGGACACAACAGGCAGAAUACCUCCUUCAGCGAACGAAUGAGGAACUCUUGAGAAAAGAGAAGAAACUAUUUGAACUGGCGAAAGUUGCCGCUGAUGCCGAAAAUGAGGUUAUUCAAUUGAAUCUGCAACUUGAAUUGGCUACGGCUGAAAAGCAGCAAAUCACAGACAAACUAACCGCUACAUGUAAGGUCUUGGACAUGCAAUCAUCAAGAAUAGAAGCUUUCAGAAUUCACUUGCAUUCACUUCAAGAGCGCCUUUUUGCCGAGCUCAGCCAAGGAAAUGAGCAGUGUACAAAGUUGCGGCAAUUGACGCAGGACCUUUUCACGGUUGUGAAUCGAGAUACGCACAGAACUGCAGUAGAACCCAAAGAGCUUGAUGGCGUUUCGGUGUCAGUUCUAGCUCAUUAUACCAACAACGAACAGGACACGAGCGGAACUUCGCCGAGAUUUGACUUCGAAUGCCAAUAUCCAGAAAAGCGAGAUUGUGGCACAUAUGCACAAGCCAUGGUUGAGGAUGCCGAGUGCACCUUCAAUUCCGAAUUGGAUCAUCCGCCUUCCAACCUGCUACUCAUCAACGCCGAUGCAAAUGCAGCACUUCACGAAACGGCCCGUGGUGUCGGUGAUCAGAGACUGGAAACUGCCGUCCAGACAAACUUACAAAACUCGAGGUUUCUGAAAGUUGUUUUCGGCGACGAUGGCGAAGAUAGCUGGCCUCCAGAAACAGAGGGUGUUCUGCAGAAAAUUGCCGGAAAUUUGUGCAAAUUUACAAGCAGUUGUCACAUCAACAGCUUGGAAGACUAUGAUAUCUCGCCAAAGUCUUCGGCAAAAUGUGACCAGCUGACCCAGACGUAUCCAACACUUAUCCCCCAAAAUUUCAUUGUGGAUGAUGGCGAAGAAACAGACAUAUGGAAGAUGAGAUGGCAGUUGAAACAAGCUGAAAAAAGAAUAAGCACAUCCUGCAAUUUUGACGAAGCUCACACCCCGAAGCGGGAGAACGCCAUGUACCAAGUGGCCCCCACACGAUCAGACGCAGAGAAACAUGGACGUGAAUACCCAUGGUUAGGUAAUAACCACGGAUCAGACUAUUCCGGAGUAUUAUUUCACGAAACCGCUUCUCCCGAACACUGUGUAAACGGAGUAAUAGCGCAUCGUGAAUAUCCCAUCAAAGAAAAGACAACAAUGCUUGAAAAAUCCUACGAGUCCAAGUCGGUAAUAGCCGCUCUACCCGGAAAACCUGACUCAAACGUACACGAAAUUUCUCAGGGCAAAACUGGAGAUGUUGCUCCGAAUAUGCCUGUUGUACCUCAAACACACAACGUUCCUACCUCGAAACUAAACCUGCCCAACACCCCAUACAUCCCACUCCAUUUGUGCAUUCAUCCUUCAAAUGUGGCCAGCCACUGCGCCGGUUGCACUGGCUUCAAUGACAGCCCUAAUCUACAUGGUGACUGCAACAUAAACAAGCCGCUGGACUACUCCCAUUCUCAGCGAAUCGCGUGGAACACAAGUUAUACCGUGGACCGCGUACCUCCUAAUUGGGCCCUCGAUUAUGGGGAGCCGGAACCAGAGAGGGAGAGAUGCGUCACAUGUAAUCAUCACGGCAACGAAAGCAAGACUGACAAGUCCAGCGAGUCAGCAUAUCCAGGACUUUUGAUGCAUCUGAAGCCUGCUUUGGAUAAGAGUAUACUCAGUAGACUGGAAGCAUAUGAAGCAACAAAAAUUCAGAAAUCAGAACAAGAUCGGAAUGAUUUACUCUCGUACGAUUUUGGCACUCAAUCCCGUUGGUGUCAGAAUGAUUCUACCAACAUGAUACUGCUUAAUGUUGAAAGAAAUCUGAAGAAGUUGAAAACUCCAUACCGAGGACCUUCGAAACCCGAUGUGGAAUCUCCCGAGUAUUUGCGUUACCUUCGGAACAAAUAUUUUGUAUAAAUCAACUAAUGAGACAUGAAAAUAGUUUCACUGCACAUUUGUUUCCAAACUUUUCACGUAACGUUACGCUGCAAUAGCUUUGUUUGGGAAUACAUCUCCCUGAUGAUGGGGCUUCUGCAGUAACAACGGUCGAAAGUCUUCAUCCGCAUGUAUUCUGUGGUGUACUAUUACAACCCGCGUGAUAAAAGUUAUUCAACA
Messenger RNA from Dicrocoelium dendriticum, 4280 nucleotides. NCBI's taxonomy places the organism in Eukaryota, Metazoa, Platyhelminthes, Trematoda, Plagiorchiida, Dicrocoeliidae. The record is from the annotation of a GenBank genome assembly.